AGCUGACGUGGCACAAACCAACAACAACAACAAACAACAACAACAACGGAAACAAUUCCCGCAACAACAACAACAAACGCGCAUUCAUCAUCAUCAAAGCAGCACAACAAACAAAGUACUGCCCCUUCCGCCGCACAGUCCCGACCCCACCCUCGCCAUCAUGAGUGACUUCUCCGACCGCGAACAGCCGGAUGUACUGUGCCUCUUCGACGUCGACGGCACCUUGACGGUGGCCCGCUCGGUCAUUCAGCCCGAGAUGAAGGAGUUCAUGGAGAAGCUGCGUAAGAAGUGCGCCAUCGGCCUCGUCGGCGGCUCUGAUCUCAACAAGAUCGAGGAGCAGAUGGCCGGCACUGCGCGCACCGCCUACGACUUUUGCUUUGCGGAGAACGGCCUCACCGCGUUCAAGGGAGAGCAGGAGCUUGCCACACAGAGCUUCCUCGGCUUCCUUGGCGAGGAGAAGAUGCAGAAGCUGCUCAACUUCUGCCUCAAGUACAUUGCCAACCUCGACAUUCCCCAGAAGCGCGGCACCUUUAUUGAGUUCCGCAACGGGAUGCUGAACGUCUCGCCCAUCGGCCGCAACUGCUCCCGUGCAGAGCGCAACGCAUUUGAGGCCUUUGACAAGGAGGCCGGCGUUCGCCGCACGUUCGUGGAGGCGCUCAAGAAGGAGUUUGACGGCUGGGGCCUGACCUUCUCCAUUGGCGGGCAGAUCAGCUUUGAUGUGUUUCCGAGCGGGUGGGACAAGACGUACUGCCUGCGUCACGUGCAGGAACACGCAAACUUCAAGACCAUCCACUUCUUCGGCGAUAAGGCGUUCGAGGGCGGCAACGACUACGAGAUUUUCCACCACGAGGCGACGACAGGGCACGCCGUCAAGUCGUGGGAGGACACAAAGGCUCAGCUGUCCAAGCUUUUCAACAUCGACAACUAGGCGCACUGUGCUUGGAGUGUACGGAGUGUAGUAAACAAGUGUCAACACCAACA
This is a messenger RNA of Salpingoeca rosetta, 981 nucleotides long. RefSeq names its product phosphomannomutase 2. The record is from RefSeq and is a predicted model, not a curated record. The coding region runs from base 161 to 928 and encodes 255 amino acids. Gene Ontology annotation, biological process: GDP-mannose biosynthetic process; protein N-linked glycosylation; mannose metabolic process. Gene Ontology annotation, cellular component: cytosol. Lineage: Eukaryota; Choanoflagellata; Craspedida; Salpingoecidae. The transcript is spliced from 9 exons. Gene Ontology annotation, molecular function: phosphomannomutase activity.